AUGUUUUCUCCCCCUGUAAGCAGUGGAAAAAAUGGACCAACAUCCCUUGGAAGUGGACAUUUUACUGGCUCAAGCAACAAGACUUGGCAUGAUUGUCAGACACGUAUUGAACUUGCACAUGGAAGCUUGCCGGGUGGGAUGGAGGAGCUGAAGGCAAUGUAAUCUUGUUCUGUCCAGAAGAUGGUAAAUUUAAAAAUUUCAGACGACCCCAAGUAUAUUUUUUGCUAGUCAGGGGUAGCCACUAUUAAAAUAAUAUGAAUAAGAAGAAUCAGUUGAUAUGAGAACUUUGUCACAUCAUUUUUUUCUUAGUGAUCAAUCUCAAGUCGUAUUUGGAUGGGUGACUAAAAUUAGCACAUAAAAAUACAAUUCUCAGGUAGUAAUUACCAGAAAGUUAAUAUACUUCUCUAGCCGUUGGCUUAAAAGCACCAUUUGGUGAACCAAAACUGGCAAAGCUUUUGUUUAUUUAUUGGUUACUACACGCAUACUAAACAUAAAGCCUGUAGUAAUUGACAUUAACAUUCCAUUAAGCUUUCUCACAUCAGCAACUCUAACAUUACAAUAAUGUUUAAGUGUUUGUGAAUCUGUGAGUCUGCCCAGGGCUUCCAAACAGCUGACCUUGCGCUUCUCUGUAUAGAGCUACCUGUCGAUGUUCUAUCAAGUAAUGUCCAAUCGCAUUUAUGUCAGAGGUCCUUGGUAAAUAAAAUAAAACGAUCAAUAGAUGCGCGAAACAUGGUAGAAUUUUAGUGGGUGUCUCACUUAGUGUAACAGGUGCAGGAGAAUGCGAAGAGCUGCCAGCUGUAUAAUGACCCACUAUCCAUAUCUAGCUUGUAAUACAGUAUGUAUGCAGCUACAGUAAGAAGAUAUGAUGCAGACACAGUACCUGCAUUGUGCCAUUUCAUUAUAAAGAUGCUAUACUGUACAAUAUUUUAAUAUAUUUACUGUGUAAUUUACAUAAAUAUUUUGCUGUAGUUUUAGGUGCUAUCUUUUUUCACUUCCCAUCGCUUGUUGCCACAUGCAUUUUUUGAUCAUGUAGUGCAGUUUGUGCCUUAUUUUUCAUGAGAUUUAAAUGCAAUCUCUUUUCAUUAUAAUUUGUGAUUUUCUUUAUGUUAUUUGCUGUACAGUAUUGCAUGUAUAUUACAGUACUGAACUUAAUGUCUUGCCUUUACCCUAUAACUCGCUCACUUUCGUUCACAUGUGGGACUGGGGCCACACAAGUGAAUUUGUGUGUGCGUGUGUAUUUGUGGGUCAUGUAUAUAUUACAUUGUAGGGACCAGAUGUCCCUAUAAUCUGAUAAGACUUGUUAUUUUGACUUCAUGGGGUCCAGCUUAUAAAAAUCUCUCACUGUAAUCAAAAGACUAAGAAAUGCCAAAAGUCUUGUAUUUUCUUUGGUUACCUUUGGUAAAAGUCAAGGCUUGGUAGGGGUUUAGGUUGCAUUGUUGGGAUUGGGGUUUUUCCAAUAUAAAUACAUGGACGGUCCCCAUAAAGAUGUGAAUAUAAACGUGUGUGUCUCAUAGGGGAACAACUUCUGGGCCCUGGGAAAAUGAGCAACUUAGUAAAACGUGCAUUCAAAGAUUCAAACAACUUUUCACAUGCAUAUGCAGUGAAAUUCCAUUGUUUGCUCCAGAUGCUGCUAAAAAGAAAAUAACGCGUAAAAAUGAAAAAACAUAAAAUGGCAGAGUAGAUAGCAUGCUAAUGGAACCAUAAGUUUGGAAUGUGUAGCAUUUUUAGGUAAUUCCAGUAUUCAAUAUAAUUUCAUUUUAAUUAAAACAGUUUUUUUUUUUUAAUUCACAAAUCUUUUAGCCUAAUUGAUUCACCUACUAGACCACUCAUGAUAUAUUUAUACUAUUAUUUCUAUAUACUAUUUUGUUAUAUGAAUCAUAUUAUAUGGCUAUUCACAUGUGUUUGAGAUUGGAACAUUCAUUUCUAAAUGUAUUUUUAAAGUUUUUAUUUGUUUUCUUGUUCUCAGACCAUUGCAGUAUUGUGUUUGUCCAUGUAGAAGUGCAUGACUUAAUACAGCGCUGUAGAGCGUGUAGUGAAAAAAUGCAAUUAAAAGUACUUAAGUCAGAGGCAGAGUGCACAGAAGGGUCAUUUAUAUGCGAUAUGCCCAUAUUUUGGUAUUUCUCCACCCUAAGGUGUAUCUAGUCUAAGUGCACAUAAACCCCAAUGUGCAUAAAGCCGACUUAAACAUGUUUUGCUCAUUUCUUUUUUUUUUAAAUUGAUUUCUUUAUUCUUAUUUUUGUGCUUUAUUGUGUUUAUUUGUUUUGUGUACAGCACUUUGGCUGACACAUGGUGUCGUUCCAUGUGCUUUAUAAAUAAGGCAGUUGAUUAUGUUGAUGGGAGAACAGGCUAUCUAUAUAUAUAUAUAUAUAUAUAUAUAUAUAUAUAUAUAUAAUAUGUGUGUAAAACCCACAUUCCACUUGAAUUUUGCAUAAUCUACACCAAUUUAAGGGUUAUCUGUGUUUUUUGUGUAUGUCUUAUUGUCCAUGUCUUAAAGUGUCAUAUCAUUCAGGUUUUUCUAUGUCUAAAUAUAGUUUUAAUACUGAAGCUUUGAUAAAGACAAUAACUCAAAAACCAUUUGUUGGAUCUUUUUCAGACUUUGUAGCAGGAUUGUAUGUGUGACGAACUGGGCCUGAUUAAAUUUUAAGACCGAUCACCUCAAAAUCAAAACAGCACCGCAUAGUAAUAGCAAACAUUUGGGCAGCUUGAUCUUGUCAUGAUAACUCAGAAAUUGGAGUAACGGUGGAGAGGAUGAAUGAAAUAUGAGGCUUAUCUUUGUAAACUUUUUUUCUUUUUAUUACUCUAUUUGCUGUAUUUGUUCUAUAAUGGGCCUUCUUGCCAUCCAUCCAUUGCAACCAUUCCAUUUUAUGCCAGUUGUCCAGGGUCGGGUUGCUGGGGCAGUUGAAUAAGCAGGGAUGCCCAGACCUCCCUCUCACCAGCCACCUCCUCCAGCUCUUCCAGGGGAAUAUUAAGGUGUUCUCUCCGGAGAUAUAGUCUCUCCGGUGUGUCCUGGGUCUGCCUUGGGGCCUCCAUACGGUUGGACAUGCCUGAAACACAUCCCCAGGGAGCCGUCAAGCAGGCAUCAUAGAUAGAUGUCUGAACCACCUCAACUGGCUCCUUUCCUUUCAAAGGAGUAGUGACUCUACUUUGAUCCCCUCCUGAAUGUCCGAGCUCCUCACCCUCAUCUCUAAGGCUGAGCACAGACACCUUGCAGGAGAAGCUCACUUCUGUCACUUGUGUCCGUAAUCUCAUUCUUUUGGUCAUUACCCAGAGCUCAUGGCUCUAGGUGAGGGUAGGAACAUACACUGACUGGUAAAGCGAGAGCUUUGCCAUCCAGCUUGGCUCCCUCUUUGCCACAACAAAAUGGUACAGUGUCUGCAGUACUGCCAAUGCUGCACCGAUCUGUCUGUUGAUCUCCUGCUCCCUUCUUCCCUCACUUGUGAACAAGCCUCUGAGAUACUUAAUUUCCUCCGCUUGGGGGAGCAACUCAUCCCCCCACCAGGACCGGGCCGUCCACUCUUUUCCGGUCAAGAACUAUGACCUCAGAAUUGGAGGUGCUGAUCCGCAUUCUGGCCACCUCACACUCCGCUGCAAACUGCCCCAGUGCAUGCUGCAGGUCACUAGCCAAUGAUGCCAACAAGACUACAUCAUCUGCUAAAAGCAAAGACGAGAUCCUGAGGCUCCCAAACCACACCCCCUCCGUUUCUUGGCUAUGCCUAGAAAUUCUGUCCAUAAAAAUUAUGAACAGAAUCCGUGACAAAGGGCAGCCUUGACGGUGUCCAACACCCACUGGGAAUGAGUUUGACUUACUGCUGGCAGUGCAAACCAAGCUUUUGCUCUAUUUGUACAGGGACCUGAUGGCCCACAACAACAGAACCCAUAGCCCAUAUUCCUGAAGCCCUCCCACAGGACCCCCCAAGGGACAGGAUUGUAUGCCCUUUCCACAAAACGCAUACACAUAGACUGGUUGGGCAAACUCCCAUGAACCCUCCAGUAUCCUUGUGAGGGUAAAAAGCUGGUCCAGUGUUCUGCAGCCAGGAUGGAAUCCACAUUGUUCCUCCUGAAUCUGAAGCUCAACCAAUGGACGGACUUUCCUCUUCAGUAUCUUGGCAUAGACCUUCCCAGGGAGGCUGAGGAGUGUGAUCCCCUGAAGAUGGUGCAUAUCCUCCGGCCCGCUUUCUUAAAAAUUGGGACCACCACCCUAGUCUGCCAAUACCUAACAUCCACGCAAUGUUGAAGUGGUGUGUCAGCCAAGACAGCCUAACAACAUCAAGAGCUGUCAAGAACACAUCCACCUCUGGAGCCUUACCAUCAAAGUUGUUUUUUUUUUUUUUUACUACUUCAGUGAUCUCAUGGCUGAGAUCUAGAAAUGGGUUUGUCCCCCUCUGAGUCUUCCAGCAGUACUUCCUCCAAAGACGGUGUAUCAGUGGGAUUCAUUAGAUCCUCAAAGUGUUCUUUCCAUCGCCUGACUAUAUCCCCAGUUGAGGUCAACAGUUCUCCGUCUCUGCUAGCUAAAGCCAUGCUUCCCUCUCCCCUAGAGCUGUCUAUCUGCCAGAAACUUUUCAAGACCGACCAAAAGCAUAGCCUCACCAAAUCCCUCCUGCACCUAAGUUUUUGCUUCAACAACCACCAAAGCCACGUUUCGCCUUCCCUGCCGGUACCUGUCAUCUGAUUCAAGAGUUCCACAAGCCAACCAAGCUUGUAAGGCCUCCUUCUUUUGCCUGUCAACUCCUUUUACCACUGGUGUCUACCAUCGGGUUCGGGGAUUGCCGCCACGACAGGCACUAAUAACCUUAUGGUCACAGCUCUGCAAUGCAGCAAUGGGCCAUUCAACGGAGUAAACUCCAACACACUGGGGGGCUAUAGGCAGACCCAUCCCUGCCCGGCGCCUCUCCCCAUGAGCAACUCCAGAGUGGAAUAGAGUCCAGCCCCUCUCCAGGACUUUGGUUCCAGAGGCCGAGCUGUGGGUUGAGAUUUAGAAGACAGAGGCAGCUCUGGGUCUUGGGGAAAUGGAGGCCGUUCUUCUAAGAAUCAUGUGGAAGGCGCUCAGUACCCCCACAUGACAAACCGGGACCAGAGCUCACUUGACACUAUCUCCCCUCCCUAUGUCAAUUCCCGACUAACAGGUAAACCAGAGAGGACUUCAUACUCGUAUGGAAGACAAUCAAAUUUACAUGAGUGCCAUCAGCCUAGCCUGCUGGCAGGAGACAUAGGAGUUGGUUCUCCAGGGGCAGCUUCGCCCACUAAGCCUGGCACCCAGCACUACCAGCACUAUGCCAGUAAUCCCCGGCGGAGACCGUUACAUGGGGACUCCAUGGAACUGCAGGCAAAAAAAGUCCGCAAAGUCCCGCCAGGAUUGCCUUCCUCAGUAUAUGCCCCACCUGCGACCACUGCCGACUACAACCGGGACUCACCUGUCUAUCCAUCCACGAAGGCCAGCAGCACCUUCCCCAGCUCCUUCUUCAUGCCAGAUGGCCACCACAGCACAGACCCAUGGAGCUCACCCAGUGGCAUGAGCCAGACCAGUUACAGUGGAAUGCUUGCAAAUUCCUCUCAUGGUUCCCAGAGCAGCAGCUACUGUGGCCUACAUCCUCACGAGAGACUUAGUUACCCGUCACACUCAUCAACAGACAUCAGUUCCAGUCUUCCUCCAAUGUCCAGUUUUCAUCGUAGUGGAGCAAAUCACUACAGCACUGCAUCCUGUACAACAACCACAAACGGAACAGACAGCAUAAUGGGUAACAGGUCAGCGGGUGCCCCUGCAAGCAGUUCCCAGACUGGUGACGCUUUAGGUAAAGCUCUGGCAUCGAUUUACUCCCCAGAUCACACAAAUAGCAACUUCUCAUCUAACCCAUCAACUCCUGUCGGAUCGCCCCCUUCACUCACAGCUACAAGCACAUCAGUCUGGUCCAGAAAUGGAGGACAGGGGCCCUCUUCUCCAAACUAUGAGGCUCCAUUGCACUCGUUGCAAAGCCGCAUUGAGGACCGUCUGGAACGACUGGACGACGCUAUCCAUGUGCUGCGGAGCCAUGCGGUGGGGCCUUCCCCUGGCAUGUCCAGCAGCCAUAGUGACAUGCACACUUUGAUAGGGUCAUCGCAUAAUGGGGCCUUGAGCAACCUCAGCUCUGGAUACAGCACAGGCAUGCUGUCAGCCAACAGACACUCCAUCAUGGUUGGUGCCCAUCGCGAGGAUGGGGCUGGUCUUCGGGGCAGCCAUCCAGUUGUACCAAAUCAAGUUCAAGUCCCCCAACUUCCUGUGCAGACUGCAACAUCGCCAGACCUGAGCCAACCACCAGAUCCAUACCGUGCUCUCUCUAGUGGACUCCAGGGACAGAGCACGUCAUCAGUCAGCUCGGAAAUCAAGUCCGAGGAUGAGGGAGACGAAAACCUGCAGGACACUAAAUCUCUGGACGGGAAGAAAGAGGAGGGUGACAGUAAGGACCUCAAAUCGCUUGAUAGAUCAAGAUCCAGUAAUAACGACGAUGAGGACCUUUCUCCAGAGCAGAAGAUAGAGAGGGAGAGGGAGCGCAGGAUGGCCAACAACGCACGAGAACGCCUGCGUGUGCGUGACAUCAACGAGGCCUUCAAAGAGCUUGGGCGCAUGGUACAGCUGCACCUGAAGAGCGACAAGCCACAGACCAAGCUGCUGAUCCUGCACCAGGCCGUGGCCGUCAUCCUCAGCCUGGAGCAGCAAGUCCGUGAGAGGAACUUGAAUCCUAAAGCAGCCUGCUUGAAGAGGAGGGAGGAGGAGAAGGUGUCUUCAGAUGGACCCCCACUCUCCCUAGCGGGGGCACACCACAGCAUGGGAGAAGGCACCAAUCCCAUGGGACAAAUGUCCAACUUGCCGAAGUUUGUCAAAAUGAUGAGUGACCACCUCCUUUGAUAUUAGCCUGUUCCCACCAAUCAAUCAACCAAUCAAACCAACAUAUUUUCCCCUGCCCUGUCAUGUGUAGAAAGAAUCAGCAAUGGACAAUGGCUGAGGAAAUUCAGAUUAUUUUUUUCUUUUGCUAAUUCCCUGUCUUAAAUGUAAAGACGAAAGUGCAACUUGAUGGAUGACUCUCCAAACAUAUCAUUAGGAGCUGAUGUGAGCAGCCUGCCUGCCUGCGAUUUUCUCCACACUGUGGAACACUUGCAGUUGUGCCUGAACUCCUCCUGAACGUAUAAAUGAGCAAGAUGUUGCGUAACUAUCAAUACCAAUCUGUAGGCCUUGAAGCGAGAGAUGAACAUAAUCAAAAAUGGUAAUUUAGAAUUUCAAGAAAUUGUAAAACCUGCAAUAAUGUAAAAGUGUACUUCUGAGCAGUAAAAGGAGGAUAAAGUUUAUUUGAGGUUCUGGGUGACUGGUGUGGCUCCAUACUGAAGAAGAAAGUCAAGUUAAAUUCUAAACCAGCAAACAUCCUGAUUAUCACUUUAGUGUAAUCAUAGCCAUUCCGUUACAUUGGGUAGAGCAGAUGGACCUUUUCACCAUACAGGGAGUUAACAGUAGCUAUUGUCACUCCUCGACUACAGGCUGUAAAGAGAAAUAAAAUGUGCUGCAGGGAUAUCAGAUUGAGGGCUUUAGUUUAGUUUAGUAUUGUGAUACGGAGAACCUCAGUGAGACCUUAACCACCAAGACGCAAGCUAUUUCUCCAGUGACUGUGCUGCAUGCAGAGUGAUACCAGCUGAAAGCUAGUAGUCCAUCGGUUCACUUUUUAGUUUCUCCCCAAGUUCUGCCACCUUAUUCCCACCUUUUUGAUCCUGCUCCUCCCAGUCCCAAUCGCCCCCAAACCCAGAGAUGCAACUUUAACAUGCUACAAUUCUACCAAUGUGCCUUUUAGAGUUCAUAUCAUUAAAAGUGCAAGGAGGACAUUAACAGAACUUUUUAGGAUGCAAGCUUAGGGAAUUGUUAGUCAUUAGGUCUAUGCAGUCAGGUUUUUUGUGACCUGGAAUUUAAAAAAAGUAAAAAGGAAAAAAGUAUUUUUUGGAUAAAUUGUAUUUAAUGUACUGUAUACUUAUAUGUAAUUAGAAGGCGUGAUUUUGAACAAUUCUGGAUUGAGUAAAUUAUACCACGGUGUCCCGUUGCUCUCUUCCUCUCCGGUUGCAGUCUCUGUCGACAGUGAGUGACGCGUCUGUUAUAGAAUGUUGUAUUAUAGCUUGUUAGCCUUUUAUGAGUAUUGGCUUAUCGGUCAGCCUCUAUAGUCAAGUACAUGUGAGUGGUUGUAUGUGUAACAGAUUUUCCGUUUUUGUUUUUCAUAUUAUUCUUUGUUCUGGUUUUGCUGUCAAAAUGUUAACGAAGAAACCACACAAUGCUGCAAGAUAUACAACAGGAGUAUUGUUGUGGUUCAAUCUACAAAAUCAACAUGAGGCACUGAAAGUGGAAAAGAAUUUUUAAGAAAAUUGAUAUAUAUAAAUGUAUAAAAAUAUACAGUAUAUAACUAUGGUGGAUUUUCAAAAGUUGUUGUAGGGAUUAAUUAUUUUGUCAAGUCUUGACAGAAGUAGGCAAGAGACAUUGAACUAAGAAGCUCUGCUAUGCCAGUAUGACACUGACUGUACGGCAUCGUCCUAGGGCACAGGACAGGACCAGGGGACCCAACAUCCAUCUGUUCCACUCACUGCUAACCAGCUGUCAAGGAUACAGACAUUUGUAAAUUGUAUGCAAACUUAGCAUUAUUUUGAAAUUGUGUAUGUAAAAGGUAUAUUUUUACAUGUAGACUGUUGUUAUUUUGUGUUUAGAAAUAUGUUGUAUCAGUUUUUGUUAAAAGAUGAGAAAUUAAUUUUAUGUGUUGAAACGUGUCUUAUUGAAAAUGUGGUGAAGUGAAACGCUUCAGAACCAUUUCUUUUUAGAUGUUCUGUUGAUAUUUCUGGGAACUUUUUUCCAGUGUGGGAUGGGGUGGGAAUUUCAAAAUAAUGCAUAAAUGUUUUCAUUCUUGUUCCAUUUUCAUUACAUAGUCAUUUUGAAUUGUAUUUUCUGAUGAAUAUGUAAAUAUAAACGACACACAGGGUUCAUGCAGUUUUGGUUGUGUGAUGAUACACAAAUGUAAGAGAGAUGGGGUUGGAUCAAUUGUAACAUAGGAACCCUGAUAAAAUUCUGUAGGCCAUUUUACCAGGUGCCAAAAACAGUGUUAUUAAUAUUUAGAGUUAAAGCUCUGAAGUCAGUGUUUGAUAGUGCUAACUUCAAUGAAUGGCUGAAGUGGCAGAGGAGUAUUACAUUUAAAUGUCAUAUUGAUCCAUGAUUAUGACAUGUAUGACAUCUUUUUUUCCUGUAUGACAUGGGUUUUUAAAAAUUCAAAGACUGAAAUCCCAAAACAUGUACUGUAGUUAUUGAAAUAUUUCUCUCUUUAUGGGCAAUGGCUAAGGGUGUCUCAUAGAAUCUGGCUGGCAAUUGACUGUCGUCAUGCUUGCCUAUCUAAACGAAAGUUGGCAGGGAAUUUGCAGUAAUGUUGAACAGAUAUGAGAAUACAGCCUGCAUCACAACACUUUUGACCUUGGUAAUACCAAAAAUGUUUAUAAAACAUGUUGUUUUUUGUUGUUAUUAUUUAUACAUUGUUUUAUUUUGCAUUUAGUAUUUUGCAAGUAAAACAAAAGUGUCAUAAAUUAGGGGAAAAUAUUUUUAUUUUUUAAAUGUUUAAACUGAAUAGUCAAGUAAGGUCACUGGAAUACAUUUCAAUUUUGACAUGAGACUGUGUUUCAAUUUUCAUGACCAAUUUUUUAUUUCAUUAUUACUGUCGUUACAAUGAGUUCCCUGAGCUAGAUGUAUCUACCAUGCAUUUGUAAACAAAUAAGCCAUGUGUUUUAUGUAAAUGUACAUACAGUCUAUUAGAGUAUAAACAUCUUUAUUAUAACUAAGUGAACUGAGGUUUAAUUUAAUUUCUUUUUGAGUAAAGCAAGGGUUGUCCUGAAGUGUUUUUGUUACCUCACACAUGGAUCCAGGGACACAAGACAGGAACAGAAAACUACAUGCUAUUUGGUGAUUUGUAGAAAUUAUAUUUUCAAUAAUGGUUAAAAUGAAAACCUGAAAACAUUUCUGUAGUAAACCUAAGUUUAAAAAUAUCUGUCAUAUAGUUCUAUCCACCGAUGAAUCAUAAUUUUAACCCAUGAAUAGGUGAAAUAUUAAUUAGGAACAACUCUAUCAAUUUGUGUUUGUGAGUUAUUGUGGAAAAUGACCACUGGCAGCAAUGUGAUAUAUCCAUAGUAGGUUAAUAUCAUCCAUCAGUCUAUCUGUUUGUCCAUCCAUGCACCAAUUUUUCUAAAUUCUUUAAAGUUGAGGGUCCGAGUAUAAUGGUAAAUAUCUUCAUAAUGAUUGAUCCACCUCCAUUUCUCAUGGAUGAAACGAUAAACAUGCUUUGAAUUUAAUUUUAUUUCACUGCAAUGACCAUGAAGAUACUAUCUGUUUAGUGGAGUUAACAAUGCAAUUUAAUGGCAUUUAUCCAGUCUUCCUUGUUAUUUUAGUUUCUUUCCUGAGCUGAUUUUAUUUGUUCCACUUUUGCAUUACAUGAAUGUAGCUGGACAAAUUUGGACCUACAUUUUUCAGUUAAACAGAUUUGAAAUGACAACAAAGGAUAUAAAAAAGAAAAAGAUCAAACUAAUUUCCAUCCAAAAGCAACCUUAUAUAAGCACAAAUCGUAUACAGAAAUGGUUAAAUGGGAAAUAUAUGACAACAUCCACAUGAUGUACAAAUUACAUUUAAGCAUAAAAGAAACUAAGGGAAUGUGUCAUGGUUUAUAGGCCUAUGAAUUUCAUUUGGGCAGCCAUUUUCCUUUCUCACCCAUUAUUUGUGCAGUGCUGGUUUGAACAUAUUCAUUUCAGAGUAUUAUAGACAUACGUAAUAGUGAAAAUACAUGAACUGUGGCCUUUUUCAUUCUUCUUGUUACUUGUGAUGCAAAUAAGUGAAAAAAAUAAGCUGAGAAUCACCAUGUAUCAGUGCCUGGGCUUUUUUUGUUAUAAAGCUUCUUUUGUCUAGUGCUCUUUUGCUAUGACAUAGACUAGUGCACCCUAUUAUACAAAACAAAAGACUAAAUUUAAAAUGAAAUAUAUUUGGCUUAUAUUUUGCAGGGCAAUCCUUUUAUACCAGGAAAAUAAAGAAAAUAAUUAAUAAAAAAAAAAAUUAAAAAAAGGAAGUCAGAUUCUGAAUAUUCCACUUUGUAGAUUUUUGGUAUCAUUCGAAGUAAAAGUUUGUUACUUUAUUUUACUAUUUAAAGUUAUUUUAUGUUAUCAAAAUGAGACUGUAUGGUGUUUUCUGUGAUGGGCCACAGUUUGCCAUUGGGAUCAUCCAGCAGUGACAAAAUUAAGAUAAUAACAGUUACACUUUAUUUGCAAUGUGUGACUGGGUGCCUGAAACAUUUUUUUCCAAGUAAUUUGAUGUUUUCUUCUCGUUUAAUUUUGUCCCUUUAUUAAUUUGUAUAUUAUUAUUAUUAUUAUUAUUAUUAUUAUUAUUAUUAUUACUGCCUUUUCACAUUAGUAUAAGUGUCUGAACAGGUUGUGUGCUGGAGUUCCUCUUCAGCCAGCUCAUUGUAAGCCAUUGCCUGUUGUUUUCCAUCUGUAGUUAUUCAAUGCAGUCAUGUACAUGACCGUUCUGUAGCAAUAAAUGUGCCAUUUUUAUAACA
This is a messenger RNA of Paramormyrops kingsleyae, 11576 nucleotides long. The record is from RefSeq and is a predicted model, not a curated record. Lineage: Eukaryota; Metazoa; Chordata; Actinopteri; Osteoglossiformes; Mormyridae.